Molecule: messenger RNA, 2418 nt
Organism: Schistocerca piceifrons (Central American locust)
Lineage: Eukaryota; Metazoa; Arthropoda; Insecta; Orthoptera; Acrididae
Exons: 5
Coding region: 133-2418 (761 amino acids)
Molecular function (GO): zinc ion binding
Source: RefSeq, a predicted model, not a curated record
UCUCAUUGGUUGGCGGUAAGAGCCAAUGAGACGUACCUGCUUGUAGGUAGAUCUUUGAACGCUUCGUAUGAUUUUCGCGGGACCCAUCUUGGUGUGUGGUGCUUUUAUGAAUUCAUCGUCGCAAGGUACACUAUGGAUAAUGUUGAACGGACUCGUGGUGUGGCAGGCUUGUGUGAAGUGUGUGGAACAAAUUUUAAUACAAGAAAAAGCUUGUACCGACAUAUGAGGAUGAAGCAUCGCAAGAAUAUUUAUGUACAGCCUAGGAAAGAAAUAUGUAAUAUCUGCGACAAGUUGGUAACAGACGUAAACAAACACAUGAAGAGACACAAUUUCGCGUCUGGAAAGAUGACAUGUACCGAGUGCAAUACAUUUAGAUGCUCUCGGAGGCAAGAACUGAUACACCAUUUGGAGUGUGUUCACCAACAGAAAAUGGAGUGCAAGGAAAUGACAUUUAAUUCUGUGGAAGAGUUCUUUCUGUGGAAGGAACAGAUGGAAGCUGAAGAGAAGGUUUCCUUCAUAAGACCAAGGGGAAAACAGAAAUGUGAUUAUUUUGUUUGCCACCGUUCUGGAUAUGUUGACAAAACAGCUUCAGGCAGAAGGUUAAGGGAACCUUCAAUCAAAAUUGGCGGCACGUGCCCUGCCUGUUUGGUAGUAAAAAAUGUGUCAUCUAACAUGGUUAAUGUCAAGUUCUACAGGACACACACAGGACACAGUCUCUCUGUGGGUAGCCUACAUCUGACCACAGCUGACAGGGCAAUGGUUGCUGAAUUAAUUGCACAAGGUGUUCCUGAUACUACAAUUUUGAAGAAAGUGAGAGAGAGCAUUCAAGUUGGACUCUUCAGAAGAGUUCAUCUUUUAAGCAAACAAGAUAUUAGAAAUAUUAGGAAAGAAUACAAGCUGGACGAUAGUAGUGCACACCAAGAUGAUGCAACCAGUGUUGAUCUGUGGGUGAGACAACAAGAGCGCCUAGGGAAAGAUUCCCCGGUGAUUUAUUACAAAGCCCAAGGCACUGAGGAUAAUGGAAACAAAUUAUCAGAAAGUGACUUUAUGAUAGUCCUUAUGACUGAGUAUCAGCAGAAAAUGGCAAAAAAAUUCUGUGCGGAAAAAGUUUUGAUAGACAGCACACAUGGCACUAAUAAGUAUAAAUUUUAUCUGACCACACUGUUGACCGUGGAUGAAUUGGUGCUGGAUGUCCAGUUUCUUAUUGCCUCAGUAUUCAUGUCUGAUGACUGUGACUGCUACUACAGUGCCUGGAGUGUAGUUAUGGGCCAUAGUGAACAUAGGUUGUUAUGUACCUGGCACGUUGAUCGGGCAUGGAGACGGAAUAUAUGUGCAAAAGUAAAUGGGAAUGCAAUGCUGAAGAGUACUGUAUACAAAGCUCUGAAAACUUUGCACUUACAGACAGAUAGAGAGAAAUUCUCAGAGCUGCUGGAUGGCUUUCUUACUUGGUGUGCAGAGGAGGAAGGAACUGAGGAGUUUGGCAAGUACUUUAAAGAUAGAUAUUCAUGGAGGGCACAUAUGUGGGCAUACAGCUACAGAAUUGGACUUGGCCUUAAUACAAAUAUGUUCUUAGAAGCAAACCAUAAAACUCUUAAAUACUCAUACUUACUGAAGAAAAUAAAUAACAGAGUAGAUAAAUGUAUCCAGGCCCUGUUGCACAGAACGAGGGACUCACUUUUUCAAAGAUUAAUAAGGCUUUGUAAGGGGACAGAGAGAACUACACGCAGUGCUGAAAUAAGUAAGAGUCACAGAAGAGGUUGUGGUAUCAAUAAGGAACUGAUACACUGUGUUGAAGAUGGCACAUGGCAUGUAUACACCGUUUCUGAUCGGCCCCCAUAUACUGUCACCUAUACAGAGAACUCUUGCACUGCAUGCCCAUUGUCCUGUACUGAGUGCAAGAUCUGUGUGCACAGUUGUGUGUGUUCUUGCACAGACAAUUUGAUCAAGGGUAACCUCUGUGAACACAUUCAUGCAGUGGAAAUCAGUAAAGGAACUGUAAAGCUCCCUAUGCAAGACAGGUUCUGCAGAGAGUCAUCUGUGCAGGAGUUAACACAAAUAGUUGCUCAGCAGACUUCAGGUGCUGGCAGCACUGUUGACUACAGAGCUGCUUUGGAAGACAGGCUGACUAUUGUGCAACAAUUAGCAAGAAGUGCUAACAGUGAAACUGCUGGCUCUCUCCUUGUGUCAUUUGAUAAAUUAAUUAAAGAAAUGAGGGCAGGCAUUGCAUCGCAAAAAGAACUCGUUGGUCCACAUUUUCCAGUAACUUCAGCUCCACCAAAUGAGACAUGCAGGAUUCAGAGACAGUUCCAACCAGUAAGGAAGACAUGUGAAAAGAAGGAACAUUCAUUUGCAACACCAUCCUGUGCAGAAAUUGAGACGAUUAUACAAGACCUCUUGGGAAGUGGAAACAGUAGCUGA